Molecule: messenger RNA, 1244 nt
Organism: Cherax quadricarinatus
Lineage: Eukaryota; Metazoa; Arthropoda; Malacostraca; Decapoda; Parastacidae
Source: RefSeq, a predicted model, not a curated record
GGCCGUCAGAGAGAGAGGGUGUGUCUCUCCCUCUCUCCUCUCCUGUGUUUACAUAUCUAUAAUUACCCUCCAAAAAUCUUCCAUACUCAAAAUUAUAGUCAGUGAACUACGUAAAUAUAAUUUAAUAGAAAAAGUGAACAAUUAUAUAUGAUUGUUCUGUUAAGAACAGUAUGUAUUAAACUUUUGUUCUGCGGAAAUCGGUGAAGAACUGGAAGAAUAAAGAGUUUGGUGAACAGAGAACAGUGUUGAACACCAUCCUUGGAGGAAGUUCUCUGAGGGAGUGUUGGUAGAACUGAAGAACAUUUUGAGGGGGGAUAGAACAACUGCACUCUAAAACCAAGGAAAGAACAAGAACACUAGCACCUGGACAAGCAGUAGAACACGAAGAACAAAUAUUAGAACAAGCUGAAGAGCAGUCAUAACAGGCAGUAGAACAACAAUAACAAGCAAUAGAUCAAUAAAAUCAAACAAUAACAAUAGAACAAGCAAAAGAACAGCAAUAUAACACAAAUAACAAGCAACAGAAUAAUAACAUGCAACAGAACAUCAAUAACAAGCAAUAUAACAAGAACAAAACACCAGAGUAGAGAACAUCGACCAACAAGAACAGAAGAACACUCCCCUCCACACGGAGGAGAACAAGAACAGAAAUGUUCUGGAUUCUAAAAAGACCCAAAUUCACGGCCAAUUUCUUCAAUAACAUCAUUAACAAUAACAUGUUAUACAAAGAUUCCAGAGUGUCAUCCAGCAGCAGCAGUCAGCAAGGAUAUGACCGCCUGACUAGCCCCACUGUCAGCCCCACUGUCAGUCCCACUGUCAGCCCCACUGUCAGUCACUGUCCUAUUGGUACUAUAGCACCCAGCACUACGCCCACGACCACGCCCACGACCACGCCCGCAGCCACGCCCACGACCACGCCCAUGGAUGUCAAUCAGACAUCAUCUGACUGUGAGACUGACAUGAGUACAUCAUCUGAUGACGAUGAUGAGAAAGUGACGUGUCAAGUUUGUGAGAGAAUAUUUCUCACCAGGAGACUUCUUGUGUCUCACCAGGCCAGGAGGAGGCAUUAUGGGUGUUCAACAUGUGAGGAAGUCUUCCCGUCAUUAUUAUCAUUAAUGACACAUCAAGAGGCCAGCAAUCAUUAUGAUGAUGAUGAUGAUGAUGAUGAUGAUGAUGAUGAUGAUGAUAACUUGUAUGAUCAUCAAGGCAACCAUCAAGAACGUGAUCAAUUAUUAUUCUUAUAG